CAUGCGCAGUGCAAGGCCGGGGGGCCCCGCCGCUACGUCUGCUGCUGACGGCUGAGCGACUGCUGCCCGCUCUCAUGUGCUGCUGCGAGAUGGUGCUGGUGCUGGUGCUGGCCGCCAUUCUGGCGGUGUUCGUCUGGAAGAGGCUGACGGCUCCAGAAGAGGAGCCGUUCAGCCAGCGGAAGCUGGAGGACGCGUGGUGGGGGCCCGGGGAGCCCAGGGAGCUGGAUCAGUCCGUCCGGCCUUUCUCCAUCGACGUCCCGGACAGCGUGAUUCAAGACUUGCACGAAAGGCUGAAAUCCACACCAAAGCUAACGCCACCAUUGGAAGGGGUCGGCUUCGAGUAUGGCUUCAACUCUGAGUACCUGCAGGAGGUGGUGGAGUUCUGGAGGACGCAGUACGACUGGAGGGAGCGCGAGAAGUUCCUGAACCAGUUCCCGCAGUUCAAGACGACCGUGAGCGGCCUGGAGCUGCACUUUAUCCACGCCAAGCCGGCCGAGGUCCCUCAGGGCACAGUGGUGGUGCCACUGCUGCUGCUGCACGGCUGGCCGGGAUCCGUCAGGGAGUUCUACUCGCUGCUGCCGCUGCUCACCACACCCAGGAAGGGCGAGCGGUUCGUCUUCGAGGUGGUGGCCCCUUCCCUGCCCGGGUACGGCUUCUCGCAGGGUGCGGCCAAACCCGGUUUCGGGCCCGUGCAGAUGGCGGCCGUCAUGAAGAAGCUCAUGGAGCGACUGGGCCACAACAAGUUCUACGUCCAGGGUGGAGACUGGGGGUCUGCCAUCGGGAAUGCUCUGGCGAAAUACUUCCCCAGCUACAUACUGGGACUGCACGUGAACAUGUGCUCUGCAGACAGCCUGAAGGCCAGGCUCAAAGCCACGGUCGGCGGCUUCUGGCCGACGCUGUUCGUGGAGCGCAGAUACGCGCGCAAGGCCUUCCCCUACUGGAAGAACUUCUUCAACCUGGUGCUGCAGGAGAUGGGCUACAUGCACCUGCAGGCUUCCAAACCGGACACCAUAGGGAUUGCACUGCAGACUACACCUGUCGGCUUGGCCGCCUACAUCCUGGAGAAGUUCUCUACCUGGACCGAUCCGUCCUGGAAGACUCUGCCCGACGGAGGUCUAACCAAAAAGUACGAACUGGCGGACCUCCUGGAUAACGUCAUGAUCUACUGGGUCACCGGCUCCAUCACCACCUCCGUCCGGCUCUACUCUGAAGCUUUCAGCAAAGCAGCGAAAGUCGGCCGCAAGAGAGUCAUCGAGAAGUACCCGCCGACCGCCGUGGCGCAGUUCGAGAACGACCUGGUGUUCACCCCUGAGUCCAUGGCCCGCGACGCACACCCGGGCCUGGUGCGCUACAACGUCUACAGGGGAGGACACUUUGCGGCCUUCGAGGAGCCCAAAGUGCUGGCCGACGACGUCUGGGACUUCGUCAAAUCUAUACGAUCGUAAAUGUGUGUGUCAGAGAGAGAGAGAGAGAGAGAGAGAGAGAGAGAGAGAGAGAGAGAGAGAGAAUCGUACACAUACUCACCAGAAUUAAAUGUUAGAGUGUAUGCGUUGCACUAAGGACAAAUUUAAACUGUAAAGUUAAUUGUAAUCAUUGUAGUAAAAAUAGUUUAUUUUUUUUUUUAACCACAUUGCGUUCUUUGCUUACUAUACCCAUGUUACCCUAAUACAAGGUGCCCCAGGAGGAUUGAUGAGCAUUCAGGGACUUGCCAGCAACGGUCAUUCGAAGCAGAAGAAUCUAAUAAUUGUGGGGUUCAAAAUACACACCUCAGAAGCGCUCGUUCAUUUUCGCUACUGUGAAAACACAUCGCUUCUUCUAAACAAGUACUCGUAACUCUUAACGUGUCCAUUUUGUACUAGUGUUUUCUGCUUCUACUGAUCGUUGGUGCACGAUGUUCGGCGCUCUGAGACAAAAUAGGGGUAAGCUGUAUGGAAAGAUAGGUAAUGUACAAUUUGUACAAGAACCGAGACGGAGCUUCUCGGAUUGAAAACGUGUAAGACGGGGACGUAGUCUUUAACCGCUAGUGUUCAAUCUAUAUAUCGAAGAAACAAAGGUGGA
Messenger RNA from Schistocerca cancellata (South American locust), 2058 nucleotides. Its product is annotated as juvenile hormone epoxide hydrolase 1-like. The coding region runs from base 75 to 1445 and encodes 456 amino acids. The transcript has 6 exons. Gene Ontology annotation, molecular function: epoxide hydrolase activity. Gene Ontology annotation, biological process: epoxide metabolic process. Lineage: Eukaryota; Metazoa; Arthropoda; Insecta; Orthoptera; Acrididae. The record is from RefSeq and is a predicted model, not a curated record.